AUGACGACGAAAACGACAAUUACCUUAUCACCGAUAAAACAUUGUUACACAUCACCUAAUUUAAAGAAACGUCGUAUUACAUCAAUUUCAACAUAUCGAAAAUAUCAAACAAAUUUAUCACUAACUCUGCCACAUAUGAUUUUAUCAUCAACAGCAAUUUCAGUUUGUUGUGAACAACAAAAUAUAUCAACACAUAAUUUACCUGAUCUUUUAAAUGACAUAUUCAUUGAACAACAACGACGAGAAACUAUUAAUACUAUAGCAACUAUAUUAAGAAAAGUUGGUGAUCAAAUUGAUGAUCAUUUGCGGACUGUUAAUAAUUCAUCUUCUUCCUCAGAUCAUAGAUUUGGCCAACGAACUAUUAAAAUAAUUAACUGCUUAUCGCAUAUUUUACGUUUUUUCUUAUAA
This is a messenger RNA of Rotaria socialis, 408 nucleotides long. Lineage: Eukaryota; Metazoa; Rotifera; Eurotatoria; Philodinida; Philodinidae. The record is from the annotation of a GenBank genome assembly.